CCGAAAAAGAAAAAGUUAGUAGCCUAGAAACCGAAUUAAACGAAAAUGACGAAAUAUUAGCUAAAAAAAACAGUGAAAUAAGUAGAUUGGUGAAUGAUUUAGCGGCUGCUUAUUCCACGAUUAGCCAACUAAAUAAGCAAAUAGUUAAUUGCGAGGAUGAACUAGACGAACAAGAACAAGAUUUAACAACGGCAGAGGAAAUAUUAGCCGACAAGAACCAAAAAAUAGCCCAAAAUCAGGUUAUUUUAAGCCAAGAACAAGCUAAUUUAUUGAGAGAAAAGCAAGACCGCCAAAGAACCCAAAACGAACGAGACAAUUACCUCGCUGAACUUCACGAAUUAGAGCAGGAUUUUUCUGAACAAGCAAGAUUACUAGCCGACAAGAAUGCUAAAUUAGCUGCCGCAAUAGCCGAAAAAAAUGACUUACAAAAGCAAUUAACUGAUGAACGGAACCUUAACCAAAAUUUACAAAACCAAAUUAACAAUCACAAUUGUCCUGCUCCUGCCCCGCACACUUGCCCGAUUGUUAAUGAAGUAAAUUGUUCUCAUGCUGAUUACCAAGAAAUCAAAGAGCAGCGGGAUAAUUACCAACAGCAAGCCCAAACUGCUUGCCAAGAAAAAGAGGAAAAGGAGAAACAAAUCAUUCAACAAAUCAAUCAAGACUUACAUUUAGGUUUAAAUAAUCCGAGUUUAAAACAAGUAAUUAACCGAAUUCAACAGUUAAUUAAUAAACCGCCCAUUUACUUUACUUCUGAUAAUGGCAAUUUACAAAAAGAACUAGACCAAGCCAACCAAACUAUUACCAGACUAGAACAAGAAUUAGCGACAAAUAAUACUCCUUUUGGGGAAAACCUAGAAACUAUUAAAGAAAUUGACUUAAAAGGUUUAGUAAAAGAAUUAAAUAUUCAGUUAUCUCCUAACGCCAUUCAGCAAAUGGAGCAAGCCACUAAUUAUCAACAGUUAGCCACUACUCGCAAUGCGGAAAUUAAAAAGCAUUUACAGAAAGAUUUAAAUAGUUUAGCGGUGGCUAACGCGUCAAAAGAAAUAAUUCAACCACCAAAUAAGGAAAGAAUUAUUUUAAUUAGUUGCUUAGUGGCUAGUUUGCUAACUGUUGGCGGAUUGUUGAUAAAAUUAAAAAAAGCCAAAAAAAACCAAUUCACCAA
Entrophospora sp. SA101 is the source of this 1162-nucleotide messenger RNA. Lineage: Eukaryota; Fungi; Glomeromycota; Glomeromycetes; Entrophosporales; Entrophosporaceae. The record is from the annotation of a GenBank genome assembly.